Messenger RNA from Nycticebus coucang (slow loris), 1241 nucleotides. It is a transcript of the gene RPP25L, whose product is annotated as ribonuclease P/MRP subunit p25 like. Gene Ontology annotation, biological process: tRNA 5'-leader removal. Bases 440 to 931 code for a protein of 163 amino acids. The transcript is spliced from 2 exons. The record is from RefSeq and is a predicted model, not a curated record. Gene Ontology annotation, molecular function: RNA binding. Gene Ontology annotation, cellular component: ribonuclease MRP complex. NCBI's taxonomy places the organism in Eukaryota, Metazoa, Chordata, Mammalia, Primates, Lorisidae.
GCUGGAACUCGGCGGGAAGGGGUGUGGGGGUUCUCCGAGGUGGUGGGAGAGGGGACACCUGCUGCUUGGCCGCCGAGGCCCGUAGGACCCUGGGAGCAGCUCCUGGCGAUGCAGACAGCUUUGGCUGGUCAGGAAUCGCCCAAGUAGUCCCCCAUGUUAAGCGUCUGCUCCCGGCUUUCUGACUGUCCUGGGUUGACGUGGAUGGGGUCUCGGUUCUGUUUUGGAUACCAUUAGUUAAAGGCUCUUGGCUGUUUCCCGUGGGGCCUGGAGCAAAGGGACUUAAUCCUGUCCUCUGGGAGUACAAAGUGAGGCGGCCUUGUCCCUGUAGAGCUCCAAGUGGGGAACACUCAGUCUGAUUCUUAAUCUGGGGUGAGGGGUCUGGCCUCAUCCCAAGGAGCCCAAGUGGGCAGCGAGACUUGCAGACAAGACAACAAGCAGGAUGGAGCAUUACCGAAGAGCUGGCUCUGUAGAGCUCCCAUCACCUUCCCCAAUGCCCCAGCUACCUCCUGAUACCCUUGAGAUGCGGGUCCGAGAUGGCAGCAAAAUUCGAAACCUGCUGGGGCUGGCGCUGGGUCGUUUGGAGGCCGGCAGUGCACGGCAUGUUGUGUUCUCAGGUUCUGGCAGGGCUGCAGGAAAGGCUGUCAGCUGUGCUGAGAUUGUCAAGCGGCGGGUCCCAGGUCUCCACCAGCUCACCAAGCUGCGUUUCCUCCAGACUGAGGACAGCUGGGUCCCAACCUCACCUGACACAGGCCUAGACCCCCUCACAGUGCGCCGCCAUGUGCCUGCAGUGUGGGUACUACUCAGCCGGGACCCCCUGGACCCCAGUGAGUGUGGCUACCAACCCCCAGGGGCACCCCCUGGCUUGGGCUCUGUGCCAAGCUCCAGCUGUGGCCCCCGACCCCGAAGAAGGGCUAGAGAUACCCGGUCCUGAAGACUUGCUGAGCCAGGCUGUUCUCCAGACCUGAAUGUUUAGGAUGGAGGUGCCUUCUCUGAGAAGCCCUGGACUGCUCAACAUUCCCAUCAAAACUCAAGCCCACAGAAGUGGGCCUCCAUGUCCUGCUUCUCCUUCCUUCUGGCACGUGGAAAGGGACUGCUAUGAAGACUGACAGGUGUGGGAUUUCUGCCAGAUUCUGGAUUGCAUAAGAAGGGUUUAUUCUUUCUUCUACCUACAGUGUGUCUGAUGUACCUUCCAACAGAGGUUGGGGGGGGGGAGUUAGGAAAUAAAGCUUUUGCCCAUUUGA